UACAUGUUACAAUACAAAUUGCCAUCGUAUAAACCAACCAUUAUAAAUACAUCAUUCCUAAAUUUCAAAAACCACAAUCUUCCAUUCAUUGAUCUAACUUUUCCUUAGUAACCUCAUAUCAUAAUAAACCAUGUCUUCCACAGCUACUAAAGUUCUCACAUUGAUCAUAUCUUCAUUAGCCCUUAUGCAAAUAACAGUAGCUGGUGAUCCAGACAUCCUAACUGAUUUCAUAGCUCCAUUUGGAAGCCAAAUUGAUGGAAACUUUUUCACAUUCACCGGUUUCCGCGCCCUUCUUCCAAAUAAUACACAACCUUCAUCUUUCAAAGCACUGAAAGCAAGCAGAGCAGAAUUUCCAGCUGUUGAUGGACAGAGUGUGUCAUAUGCUGCACUCGAGUUCCCGGCCGGAGGGAUCAAUCCACCACACACGCACCCUCGCUCGGCCGAGCUACUCUUACUCGCGAAAGGCUCACUUCAAGUUGGAUUUGUUGACACAACUAAUAAACUAUUCACUCAAACACUUCAAGCUGGAGACAUGUUUGUUUUUCCAAAAGGACUUGUGCACUUUCAAUUGAAUUCUGAUGCUCAAAAAUCUGCUUUGGCUUUUUCUGCUUUUGGUAGUGCUAAUGCUGGAACUGUUUCAAUUGCUACUACAUUGUUUAACACUACAAUUGAUGAUAAUGUGUUGGCUUUGGCAUUCAAGACUGAUGUUGCAACCAUUCAAACUUUGAAGAAAGGAUUUGCUCCUUAAUUAAAGCCUUCAUUUCCUUUGUUAUUUUUUAAUUAAGUGAUAGUUUUUCUUAAGUUUGCGAGGAUGUGAAAUGGUUAUGUUACUAUUGCUGUUAUUUUUUAUUUAUUUAUUUUAAAAAAACUAUUGUUGUUAUUGUAAUAAUCACCUCAAAUAAUAUGAAGAACUUUUGUGUUA
Molecule: messenger RNA, 922 nt
Organism: Cicer arietinum (chickpea)
Lineage: Eukaryota; Viridiplantae; Streptophyta; Magnoliopsida; Fabales; Fabaceae
Product: germin-like protein 9-3
Molecular function (GO): manganese ion binding
Source: RefSeq, a predicted model, not a curated record